Messenger RNA from Soboliphyme baturini, 456 nucleotides. The record is from the annotation of a GenBank genome assembly. NCBI's taxonomy places the organism in Eukaryota, Metazoa, Nematoda, Enoplea, Dioctophymatida, Soboliphymatidae.
AUGGAUGUCUCCGCGUGCAACCAGUUGAAGUCAAUUGUUUCGAAUGCGUUGUUUUCCGAAAACCGGUUGAGGCUGAAAACUGCGCUGAACAGAGCUGGAUUCGAGAAGAAUGUGUUCGUGUUUGUGGAGGGCGGCCACGAAAAGCAUCGUUAUAACACCGAUAUGAUUGAAGGUGAUGCACUUGUUUUCCGACAGGAGUCGUACUUCUUCUGGUGCUUUGGUGUUGUUGAACCAGGUUUCUAUGGUGCGAUCGAUCUCGCAUCUGGCAAAAGCUACUUAUUCAUGCCACAGCUACCCGAAAGCUGUGCUGUAUGGUACGGAAAAAUAUUUGACCGGCAGCAUUUCAAGGAGAAGUACGAAGUCGACGCUGUGUUUCAUGACACUGAUAUAGUGGAGGAGCUGAAAACGCUGAAGGCCAAGAAAAUUCUUUUACUGGUAAUUUAUUCGAUUUUUUGA